AUGUUAUCAGGAGGGACCAGUACCUGGAUAAGGAUAUUACGUUUAGUAAAUUGGAGGGAGAAGGCACUCUUUGAAGUGGAUGGACACUGUGGUUCCAACAACGGGCUCAAACAUAAGAACAGUUGUGAAGAUAAUGCUGGGCCAGGCAAGUGUCGUGGUCUUCGUACUGCUAGGAAGCUCCGCAGCCACCGACGGGACCAGAAAUGGCACGAUAAACAGUACAAAAAGGCCCAUUUGGGCACAGCUCUGAAAGCCAACCCCUUUGGAGGCGCUUCCCAUGCAAAAGGAAUCGUAUUGGAAAAAGUCGGAGUGGAAGCCAAACAACCAAAUUCCGCCAUUCGCAAGUGUGUCCGUGUCCAGCUGAUCAAAAACGGCAAGAAAAUCACAGCCUUCGUGCCCAACGAU
Messenger RNA from Echinops telfairi (small Madagascar hedgehog), 405 nucleotides. It is a transcript of the gene RPS23, whose product is annotated as ribosomal protein S23. Gene Ontology annotation, biological process: translation. NCBI's taxonomy places the organism in Eukaryota, Metazoa, Chordata, Mammalia, Afrosoricida, Tenrecidae. Gene Ontology annotation, cellular component: cytosolic small ribosomal subunit; ribosome. The transcript has 3 exons. Gene Ontology annotation, molecular function: structural constituent of ribosome. The record is from RefSeq and is a predicted model, not a curated record. The annotation marks the transcript as partial.